Molecule: messenger RNA, 3410 nt
Organism: Trachemys scripta elegans
Lineage: Eukaryota; Metazoa; Chordata; Testudines; Emydidae
Gene: CRISPLD1
Product: cysteine rich secretory protein LCCL domain containing 1
Exons: 15
Coding region: 422-1963 (513 amino acids)
Cellular component (GO): extracellular region
Source: RefSeq, a predicted model, not a curated record
GAUAAAUGGCUGGGAGCAAAGGGGAAGCAAGCGCUGAGCUCCUGGCACGGGCAGCUGCAGGGAGCAGGAGGGGGCCUUCGAGAGGCCGGAGCGAGCGCGGGAAGGGGACUCCCACGUCCAGAGCGGAGGGCAGGGAAAGGGUCUACGCUGAGGGGCUGGGACUGGUGCACAAACUUCUCGCAGAGUUUGCAGGCGCAGCCUCCAGCGCGCCCCGGCUCCUACUCAGCUGUCCGGGCAAAUCCGGCGCGUCUCCCGGCUCUGCGAGGCGGGGAGGAGACGCGGGCGGGCGGCGGACCGAACUCGGCUGUGGCUGGGUGGCUGCAGCCUGGACCUGGGUGUCCGAAAGGCCGGGAGAGCCAACAGACCUGGAAGAAAGAUUUUGUCCUGGAAUUAACCCUGGGGAGUCUUGAGGUCAUUCAUCAUGAAGUGUGUAGCACAGGAAUGGCUCAGAGUAACUGUCUUGCUAUUCAUAGCUCAAACAGUUUCUGCAAUGGUUCUUCCCAAUGGUACAUUAUUAGAGGAACUUUUGGAAAAGUACAUGGACGAGGAUGGUGAGUGGUGGAUCGCCAAGCAAAGAGGGAAAAGGGCUAUCACAGACAGUGAUAUGCAAAGUAUCUUGGAUCUUCAUAAUAAAUUACGGAGUCAGGUGUAUCCACCAGCUUCCAAUAUGGAAUAUAUGGUGUGGGAUGUAGAGCUGGAGAGAUCUGCAGAAUCCUGGGCUGAAACUUGUCUGUGGGAACAUGGACCUGCAAGCCUUCUUCCAUCAAUUGGGCAGAAUUUGGGGGCACAUUGGGGAAGAUACAGACCUCCAACAUUUCAUGUCCAAGCAUGGUAUGAUGAAGUGAGAGACUUUACCUACCCUUAUCCUCAGGAAUGUAAUCCCUAUUGUCCUUACAGAUGUUCUGGUCCUGUUUGCACUCAUUAUACACAGGUGGUAUGGGCCACAAGUAGCAGGAUAGGUUGUGCUAUUAACUUGUGUCAUAAUAUGAACAUCUGGGGACAGAUCUGGCCCAAAGCAGUCUAUUUAGUGUGCAAUUAUUCUCCCAAGGGCAACUGGUGGGGUCAUGCUCCUUACAAACAUGGCCGCCCUUGUUCUGCAUGUCCACCUAGUUUUGGAGGAGGCUGCAGAGAAAAUCUUUGCUACAGGGAGGGUUCAGACAGGCAUUACUCCCCUCAUGAGCCAGAGGAGGAAACCAACGAGAUUGAACGGCAGCAAUCCAAAGCACAGGAUAGAACAUCACAGAGUCGAUCCAGGACCCAUUCACCUGCAGGCUCUACAAGGAGCGAUGAUAGUGAGAGAAAUGAAGUAAUAAGCACACAACAAAUGUCUCAGAUUGUUUCUUGUGAAGUAAGGCUAAGAGACCAGUGCAAAGGGACAACUUGCAAUAGGUAUGAAUGUCCUGCUGGCUGCUUGGAUAGUAAGGGCAAAGUGAUUGGAAGUGUUCAUUAUGAAAUGCAAUCCAGCAUUUGUAGAGCUGCCAUACAUUAUGGUAUUCUAGACAACGAUGGUGGUUGGGUUGAUAUCACUAGGCAAGGAAGGAAAAACUAUUUCAUCAAAUCUUAUAGAAAUGGCAUUCAGUCAAUUGGCAAAUAUCAGUCUGCUAAUUCCUUCACAGUCUCCAAAGUAACAGUUCAAGCGAUCACCUGUGAAACAACAGUGGAACAGCUAUGCCCAUUUCAAAAACCAGCCUCGCAUUGCCCAAGAGUGUAUUGUCCUCGCAACUGUAUGCAGGCAAACCCACACUAUGCUCGUGUAAUUGGAACUCAGAUUUAUUCUGAUGUGUCUAGUAUCUGCCGGGCAGCAGUACAUGCUGGAGUAGUUCGCAACCAAGGAGGCUAUGUUGAUGUUAUGCCAGUAGAUAAAAGGAAGGUGUACAUCGCCUCCUUUCAAAAUGGAAUAUUUUCAGAAAGUUUACAGAAUCCUCCAGGAGGCAAGGCUUUCAGAAUAUUUGCCGUUGUCUGAGUCCAGUUACUAAAGAGUAAAAAAAACAAAAUAAACUGCAACCAGAGCACUUGGAAGAGGAUAAUAAAGAUCACUUAGUAUACUUCCUAAAGUUUGUGUAAAGCUGUAACAUUAUUGUACAGAAGAUAUCAACUAUUUUCCGCCAAAAGACUUUCAGCUGCAUGUAAAUCUUAAUGGAGAAAAAUCUGGAAAAUUAAACAUGGGAGAAAAUGCAUUUGAAAAACUACAAUGAUAUAUAACAAUUUUUUGAAUCCUGUGUUAAAUAUUGCUAUAUUUUCUUAGCAGUUAUCCUAUACAGUUAAUUCAAAUCUCAUAAAUGUUCUACAUUUUUUAUCUGAAUACAUUAUUAUAUGGUGCUUUAUGUAUGCCACUAACAAUAACUUAAAAACUACACCAUGGAUAGACCAGUGAUUUUAUAUCCAAUUUACAUUAAAAAAUAGCCAUCCCAAUAAAUUGACACAAUAAAUCAUGCCUGUAAGUCAGAAGUAUAACACUUUUUAUGAUUUACUCUAGCAAUAACCAACCUAAAAGAAGAGCUGGAGUGUUUUAUAGUUUACACUAAUUAUUAGACAAAUAUCAAGAUUUUUUUAAAAAUUGGAAAUGGAUACGACCAUUAAAAUGUGUUCCUUUAAAGAAACAUUUUUUGUUAAGAACGAUCAAUUUACAUUUUUUUUUUAUUUUCUAAAUUAAAUUUGAUAAUAAACACACUGUUAUUGGAUGUUGAUAACUCAGUCAGUUCAAAUAACCAGACACUGAAAGAUCAUUUUCACACUGAGAGGAGGAAUAAACUGAAAUGAUUAAGUUCCCGACUCUGCAAACUCACACAAGCUUUACUUUAAGCCUGUGACUAGUUUCAUUGAGUUCAGUGGCCUUCCUCACGGGAAUAAAGUUAACCACAUGCAUAAGUAAUUGAAAAUUUCAGGCCUUAAACUGUACAUGGUAUCUGUGUACUACACAUAGAUUUGAGGGUGAACAGUCAACACAAUCUCUACACUGUUAAGAAAAUGGUAACAAGGCCAAUCCCCCUUACUUCUCACAACCUGGCGGAUACUCCUGCAGGCCAGGAUGUAUAGCGGUAUGGAGCCUAAUGAAGAUUUACUCAUUUAUUGCCUCACCAUUUCCUUUUAAUUCAUUUAUGGUGAAUAGCCUUGUGCAUUAAUUUUACCAUAUUAUGGUAUAUGAAGAAAAUAUAAUGGUGAUACUAUGUUUCUUUCUAUGAAAAGUGUAUUGUGCUUUAAGACUGAAAAGCUGUUGAACUUUAUUUUUGGUGUUUUUGUUUCUGCUGAUGGAUUUAUUAUUUCUUUCUAACUUGUAAACUUAUUGGUAUUCUUCAUAUUUCAGAGUAUUAAUUUCUGUCCUUUGUUUUGCUACAUGUACUACCUCAUGUAGUUAGGCAAGCCUUGUUAGUUUUUUAAUCAGUUUUGAAUAAAAUUAAUGUACAUAGUAA